ACAGCAAAAAAACAAGCAUUUCAAGCUGCCACAGACAACCUGUUUAAAUUGUUAUGGUCGGCUGACUUGAACCGGAAGAAGAAAAAGAGUAUUCGUAGUUUAUUUAUACCACGAAGACCUUAACAACUGUAAACAUGGGAGAGAAAUUAACAACAGAAGCGGAUUAAUAUCGCAAUAAAUAAAAUGUGUUAUUCUUGAGGCUUUGAGGGAAGGCUAUUGUGACGUUGCUGGCUGAUCAUCAUCUGAUUGGCUGAAAGUUUCUCUGGGGUCUCGCGCCUCACAUGCCCACUAUAUAAAAGUGAAUUUAACAUUGGGCUUUGAUUUAUACUCCGUUUUCACACAGCUGGAAUUCUAAACGUAUCCAGCUUUUUACAUGAAUUGUAACGAUUAUUGAUCUUUACAUAAACAGCGCUAUUUUGCAUUACUUUAAAACUUAAAGAAGUAGUUUAUUACAUUGUCCUUCUUGCAGAAUGUCGCAUAGCUGUCGUCUGCUCUGUGGGUUUUUAAUGAGCUGCAUCGGCUGGACUGGUAUUAUAAUUGCGACCUCAACAAAUGAUUGGGUGGUGACCUGUAAAUACGGCUUGCACACCUGCAGGAAGAUGGAUGAGCUGGAGACGAAGGGCUUGUGGACAGAGUGCGUCAUCUCGACCGCUCUUUACCACUGUAUCUCACUCAAUCAGAUCCUGGAUAUACCUGCUUACAUCCAGACGUCUCGCGCUCUGAUGGUCUCCGCCUCUCUGCUUGGUCUGCCCUCUCUGGCGCUCGUGCUGCUGGCGAUGCCAUGCGUCAAAUUGAGUCAAGAGACCGAGGACACCAAAUGCAAACGUGCAGUCCUUGGAGGACUCCUUAUACUGUUCAUAUCUCUAUGUGGGAUGGUGUCGACUGUGUGGUUCCCUGUUGGUGCACUUUACGAGGACGGUCUGAUGUCAUUUGGGUUCUCGCUGUAUGCUGGUUGGGUCGGUUCAGCCCUCUGUUUUUUUGGCGGUGCGGUUAUGACUUGUUGUUCAAGGGGUGAUGGCCCAACUCAGAAUCCUGAAAACCACUACUACUACUCAAAACACAGUGGAGUUACCAACUCCGGCCCUCCUAUUAACAGUCAUGCCAAGAGUGCACAUGUUUGAGAUUGGAGACAGAUAUACACACUGGAUAAGACUUCAGGCUUAUACCUCUAAAAGGGUUUUGGGCAGACAUACACACAUACAUGCAAACUCGCACACCAAUGAAAUACAGUCUGUGAGGAAUUUGUUUUCCACUGCCAUGGUUUGACUCCAACCAUGUGAAGACUGGGAGGGAACAGAGAAUUUGGUUGAAACUGUUGUUGUUUUUUUGUUUUUUUUGGCUAAAACUCUCAGACGUCUGAACAUGAAAGGCUUUGUUUAAACAGACAUGGAAAUCAAUCCAAGGGGAAACACAGUUCCCUCUUUCCUCAGCACAUUUUUCAGUUGAUUGUAAGUCAAACUAUUUACACAGACAGUAUUCACUUUAUUCCUCUAUUUUUGCUUCCAAUGUCAAGAAUUGAAUAUUUACAGUAUAUGGGUAGUUGACAAAUGACAUGGACUUUUUUCAUUCUAAUAUUGUAGAUUAUAAUCAAGGAUGUAACCAAAUGUUCAAUACUGGGUGGACCUAAAGUAAAAUUUUAACAAUCUGUCAUUGAAAAACCCAUAUUGUUCAAACACUAAUCUGAAUUUUGGAGAGGACAUGUCCCUGUUGAUGUCUAUGGUGGUUACAGCUCUGGUUAAACUUUCAAUGAAUGAAGGCGGUCAUCUGGUUUUCAACAUUUGUAAUCACAUUUUAGCUUUUUUUGCAGUGCACUUAAAUGUGACAAAUUAAUUUUUUAAAGUACAGAAUAUUCCGUGUAGUCUCUCAAUUACUAUAAGGUCAUAAAAACUGCAUGACAAUUAUACAAGAAUUAGAAAAAAUAAUUUAAGUAGUUUUUGAUGCAUGUCACUUAGCUACAAGGUGAAGUAAUAAAAGUAGUGCAUUAUAUUUCUUGUAAUCAGAUUACAGUUACAGACUUUAAAUUAAGAUAAUUAAUUUAAAGUUCAUUACUUGGGUUACACAUACAGUAUUUCUAAAAUAAUAUGUAGAAUGCAUUAAAACAUGAAUUUCAUUAAUAAAAACAUCUGUUUGCGUUUCUCUGACAUCUUAAAGGAAUAGUUCAACCAAAAAUGACAAUUCUCUCAUCAUUUACUCACCGUCAUGCCAUCCCAGAUACAUGACUGGCUUUCUUCUGUUGAACACAAACAAAG
This is a messenger RNA of Myxocyprinus asiaticus (Chinese sucker), 2249 nucleotides long. Its product is annotated as claudin-11-like. Gene Ontology annotation, biological process: cell adhesion; bicellular tight junction assembly. Bases 471 to 1121 code for a protein of 216 amino acids. The record is from RefSeq and is a predicted model, not a curated record. Gene Ontology annotation, molecular function: structural molecule activity. The transcript is spliced from 3 exons. Gene Ontology annotation, cellular component: plasma membrane; bicellular tight junction. NCBI's taxonomy places the organism in Eukaryota, Metazoa, Chordata, Actinopteri, Cypriniformes, Catostomidae.